AGCUCAGAGCCCGUGACGAGGGGACGGAUUUCUGCCAUCUAGCGCCGCUGUUCUUGGAGCCCACCAUUCUUCCGGUCCACUUGCAGCUUCGUUGUCCUAUGUCCUGCGGUCCGCGUCGCUCUACUACCGAGGCGCUGCGGAGAGCGCUGCGCUCCCGAUCGCCGGGUAAUGGAACUGUUGACAUUCGGGGAUGUGGUCAUUGAUUUCUCUGAAGAGGAAUGGGAAUGCCUGGAGCCUGCUCAGCAGAAUUUAUACAGAGAUGUGAUGCUGGAGACCUAUAGAAACCUGGUCUUCCUGGUUCUAGGUGGACACAAUAUUUAUUUUUUUUAUUUUUAUGUGGUGCUGAGGAUCGAACCCAGUGCAUCAUACAUGCUAGGCAUGACCUCUCAUCAUACCCAGAAAAUUUCAUCAGAACCUGGCAUAGAAUAUUUAUUUAAAAAAGUUAUAAAGAGAAGAUAUGGAAAUUGUGACCUUUACUAUUUACAACAAAAGAAAGUAUGUGUCAGUGUAGGUGAGAGUGAAGGUCAGAAAUCAUAUUAUAAAGGACAAGACAAAUUAGUAGUUACUGUCCAUAAAGAAAAUUUUAAUGUCAACAGACCUCAAGAACAUUUAAUAGCUCAGAAAAGUAUUCAAUUUAUAAUUGAAGGACAAGUUUCUAAAAGGGAUCGUUUUGAAACUGUUCUUACAAACUGUUCAUUAUUCUGCAAUAAACAAAGAUUUUUUUCUUGUGACAAAACAUACACCUUUAAUGAUUCUGGGAAGGCACCUAUGCACUCAUUACUGCCUACUAAACAUUUAGAUAUCUGGAAAGUAAACAACACAUGUAAUAAAGCAAGCAACACCUUUAGAGAGGUCCCUAUCUUAAGCAAUUACCAGUGUACUUCUAUUGGAGAAAAAAAUUAUGAAUGUGACAAGACACAUAAGAAUUUUAGCUCUGGUUGCAAUAUGAGAGAACAUCAGUGUGCUCAUUGUGUACAGAAUCUUUACAAAGAUGAUAAAUGUGGGAACGUCUUUCCUCAGUGCUCAAAGCUUAUGAUCUAUCCAAGUACUCAGGGCCAAGAGGCACCUUGCAAAUGUGAGGAAUGUGAGAGAGCUUCUAACCCAGCUCCUAGCCUUCCUCAACACAGUGGAGCUCAUCCUGGAAGGGAGCCCCAUAAAUUUAAGGAGUGUGUCCAAGCAUGGAGUUGCUCACCCCUUUCUAAACACCACAAGUUCCAUAGCAGUGAUCAACACUACAAAUUUAUAGAAUGUGGCAAAACUUUUAAUAGAGAACCAUGCCCUGUUAAUCUCCACACAAUACAUACUGGAGGGAAACCCUACAAAUGUAGAGAAUGUGGCAAACCCUUUAAGAAUUGCUCAACCCUUUCUAAAUACCUGAGAUGGCAUAGCAGUGAGGAAACCUACAAAUGUAAAGACUGUGACAAAAUUUUUAAAAAUUUUUCAACUCUUACUGAACACCAAAGGAUUCAUACUGGAGAGAAGCCCUACAAAUGUAAAGAAUGUGGGAAAUGUUUUAAUCGUAGCUCAAACCUUAUUCUACACCAGAGAAUUCACACUGGAGAGAAGCCCUACAAGUGUGAAGAAUGUGGCAAGUGUUUUACUUUCAGAUCAAACCUUAUUAAACAUCAAAGAGUUCAUACUAGAAAGCAUCCCUACAAAUGUGAAGAGUGUGGGAAAGGUUUUGCUCUCAGAGCACAUCUUACUCAACACCAGAGAAUUCAUACGGGAGAGAAGCCCUACAAAUGUAAAGAAUGUGGCAAAGGUUUUACUCAAACACAAAAGCUUUCUGAACACCGGAGAAUUCAUACAGGAGAGAAGCCCUACAAAUGUAAAGAAUGUGGGAACGCUUUUACUCAAAGAGCACACCUUACUCGACACCAGAGAAUUCAUACAGGAGACAAACCAUACAAAUGUGAAGAAUGUGGAAAAGGAUUUACCCAAAUGCGAAAACUUAAACAACACCAGAGAAUUCAUACAGGUGAGAAGCCCUACAAAUGCGAAGAAUGUGGGAAAGCUUUUACUCAAAGAGCACACCUUACUCGACACCAGAGAAUUCAUACUGGAGAGAAACCCUAUAAAUGUGAAGAAUGUGGGAAAGCUUUUACUCAAAGAGCACACCUUACCCAACACCAGAAAAUUCAUACUGGAGGGAAGCUCUACAAAUGUAAAGAAUGCAGCAGUGCUUUUAAGGAUGUUUCAUCCUUUAUCAAACACCAGAGAAUUCAUGCAGGAGACAAGGAAAGUCCCAGUCAUAGCACCCCAGAACACCUGUUAGAUUUCCUGCACAUGCUACAUGUACCCAGAGCACUAAAUUGGAAUGUAUUUCCCUAACAGCUAAGCACACACCUCCUUCCAGUGGCAAAGCUCUGAGUCAGAGUGUGGGGAGUUUUUUCUUCCUCCCUUCCUCCCCUCCUUCCCUCCUCCCCUUCCUCCCCUUCCUUCCCUUCCUCCCCUUCCUUCCCUUCCUUCCCUUCCUUCCCUCUAUUGAAGUAGGAAAAAAUGCUGACUUCAAGAAGCUGUUAAAUAUUUCCUGUUUGUACUUUUUAUGUUACCAGACCCAAUCUUGCAAUCUCUGGAUUAAACAGUAAAAGCUGGGAUUAUUCACAUAGGAUUCUGUUUUACUUUACAUCAGUUUCUUUGCUAGCUGAGAAACUUUCUGCACAUAUAACUUCCUUAUGUCCAAGAAAAGCUGAGCAACAGUGGGAUAUAAUGUGGACCCUAGCUGAGAUUUGGAAGCCUACCUCAACAUAGGAAAAAAAAAUGACCAUAUAAGCUACACCACCAAUAAAAGAAUAGCCUUAGCUUAUUUUCAUAAUUCUUGAUGCUGAUUACUUGACAAUCAUUUGAUUGGCCUUAAGCCCUAUAGAACAGUUUUCUUUGGUGCAAGGUCCUGUCAUUCCCUGAGAGACCUCCAAUAGAAUACAGAAACAUCCCAAACCUGACAUUGAAGCUGGAUAAUUGGAAUGUGGAUAAUGGUUCUCUGUGCCAAUAAGAAUACAUGAAGAGAGCUGGGGAUGCUGCUCAGGGAUAGAGUGUCUGUGGGUUUUAAGGCCUAACAUUAUAAAACAAAGAAGGCAAACCUCCCUCCAGAUGCAAAAGAAGAAGGAGAAAACUGGACAUUACAUUCUAGGACUUGACAUAUUCUUCAAGACAUAAAAUAUUGUAAUGCCUAAGCUGGGACUGAACUAAACACCAUGAAAAGUAAACUUGACUUUGUGUCUUGAAGGAUCACGUGUAGAAAUUAAACAGAUUUCCUACAAGUUCCAACUCCAUCUUCAGCAAAGGGCUCAGAGGAGCUUUCUGUCCCCACUGAGUUUUCAGCCCCCGCAAUGUGGUCUGAAGGAGCUCAGAAGGGAAGACCAACAGACCAUGGGCAGCCUGGGCUUUGUGCCUAUAGAACUGGGGGUGAACAAUGAUUGCAGAAUAGUCACAGCUGGUGAAAAAACCUAAUGGCACCAGGAGAAUGGCAGAUUAUGGAGAACUGACUGAAGUGGUGCCUUCUCUGCAUGCAGAAGUUCCCAUGAUGCAUGAAUUGUAUGGGCAUAGCCAGACACCUCCUCCAUCAAAUUAGGGCAUAUUUGGAAUAGAGAAGUGCUCUAUGCCCUAGCCAUUUAUCCCAUGAUCUUAAAAAGGUUCUAUGGCCAGUGCAGUAUGCCCCUGAGGAUGUACCAGACACUGGUGAUGAAUGUAGCCUGACAGAACCAUCAUCCUUCCAGGAAGAAGCAGUUCUGGUGGGCAACAAGAGUGCUUGGUACACUGACUGGUUCAGCAGAGACCCUUGGGCCAUUGGACUGCCACUGCUGUACAGCUCAACGUGAACACCUUGUGUGAGUCUGGUGUGCAGCAGAGCAGCCAAUGGGCUGCCCAUGUUGUAUAUGCCAGAAAUACUGGAAGUUCUGGGCACCCCAAGAGUCAAAGAAACACUCAUGAACUAAUUAGCUCAGUUGGCAGGGCAAGAAUUUUAUUUCCUUGUGCAGAUGUUGAAAAAAAAAUGCUGUUAAUGUUCAUCUUUGGCAGAAAAAAGAUGACUUAAAAUGUUAAUCAGGUUUGUUUGAUAUCUUGGUAUUCAUGAGUAACAUAAACUGAGCAAUUAAAAAUAGAACUCGCUGGACAUUUCUCUGGGACUCCCAAUAAAACUGGAGCACAGGAGGAAUGCACUAUCUUUGCCUCUGAGAGGACCCAUUCCCUCCUCUUUCCUCACUUUUAAACUUUUUUUUUUACUGGAUGUUGAACCAGGAGUACCAAUCUUUUGUAAAUAUUUUCUUUUAAGAUACUGUCUGGCUGAUUUGAAUAGGGACUUGAAUUCACAAUCCUCCUGCCUUAGUUGUGUGCCACUGUGGCCAGCUUUCCUUUUCUUUUAAAUAAACUUUGCUGUUGUUUUAGUAAGUGCA
Molecule: messenger RNA, 4391 nt
Organism: Ictidomys tridecemlineatus (thirteen-lined ground squirrel)
Lineage: Eukaryota; Metazoa; Chordata; Mammalia; Rodentia; Sciuridae
Biological process (GO): regulation of DNA-templated transcription
Cellular component (GO): nucleus
Source: RefSeq, a predicted model, not a curated record